AUGGACCCUCCCGACCCUCUCCUGAGCGAGCUCUGCUCAAUAUGCCACAUCAAUCCCCCCAAAUACCGCUGUCCACGCUGCUCAACCCGAACCUGCUCUCUACCCUGCACAAGACGCCACAAACUCUGGUCCCAAUGCUCCGGCGUCCGCGACCCAGCCGCCUACCUCAAGCGCAGCGAACUAGCCACCCCCUCCGCCUUCGACCGGGACUUUAAUUUCAUUUCCGGCAUUGAGCGCUCGCUCGAGCGCGCUGAGCGCGAUGCUGAGAAUCGUGGGAUCGAGCUUGGACAGGCGGCUGCCGAGUCUGCUGAUGCGGGCGGUGGCGAACAGGCGGCGAGUACUGGCACUGGCGCUGUCACUGGGCAAAAGAGAAAGCACCCUGGUGGUGGUUUGGUGAAGGGUGAGGCGGGCUUCUUGCGUGGUGCGGAGGCUAGUGGUGUGAGGGUUGUCAGGGCGCCUAGGGGGAUGUCGAGGAAUAAGGCGAAUGGGUCGAGGUGGCAUCCCAAGCAUAAAUGUUUGAGUUGGUCUGUUGAGUGGAUCUCUGCAUCUGGCGAGAAGAUUGUUAGGAAUUGUCUUGAGACGGGCAUUCUUUCCGAGGCUUAUAAUCGUGCUUUUACGCUGCCCAAGGAGGAUAAAGCUGGGAAAGAGGAAAAGGGAGAGCAAAAAGAAGGUACUGCUGCGAGUCUGGAUCAGUCCAAUCUAUCCUCGACCUCAGAGGCUGCUCCAACCACCGAUGCCACCGCCGAUGCCUCGAAGGAACAACUACCCGCGCCGUCAUCGAAAAUAGAUACAAUCGAAGAAUCUACAGAGACAGCAGAAGAAAAAUCGCCGAAGUUACUGAUCGCCCCGCAUCGUGACGUUUACUUCUACAUCCACCGCCCACAAACGAAGACAAAGAAGCCAGUCUUGGCUCCCCUGCCCCCAUCAGCAACGCUAGCCUCUGUACUACGCGGACGUAUGGUUCUAGAAUUCCCGACUAUCUACGCGCUGCCUGACUCAGCGGAAAAUCUGGGCGCUGAGAAUGAAGACGGGCGGUUCAUUCUAGAAGAGGAGUAUCUACGGACCGCGAGUCCCGAAGAGAUUAGCGGCAAGUCCGGGGAGCUGGAGCUUGAGGAUACGGGCGCUGAGCAAGAUGCGGAAUCAGAGCUACAGAAUUUGGAUGAGAAGAAGGUGAUGGAGGUCCUGACGCAGGAUCUUUUCCAGCCGCUUCCUGAGGGAACAUCAUGA
Molecule: messenger RNA, 1227 nt
Organism: Penicillium manginii
Lineage: Eukaryota; Fungi; Ascomycota; Eurotiomycetes; Eurotiales; Aspergillaceae
Product: zinc finger HIT domain-containing protein
Exons: 3
Coding region: 1-1227 (408 amino acids)
Biological process (GO): box C/D snoRNP assembly; snoRNA localization; maturation of LSU-rRNA from tricistronic rRNA transcript (SSU-rRNA, 5.8S rRNA, LSU-rRNA)
Cellular component (GO): pre-snoRNP complex; nucleus
Source: RefSeq, a predicted model, not a curated record